AGUUGCAUGACUCCGCCCGUAGAUGGCGUUCACUUCGCUCUCUUCCCAUCGCUACUUGAUACUAUGGAUUCUGUUGAAUUCUGCCAUAUUCUACAUCACCUACCAAAAGUAUCUUCAACCUCAGUAUUUUCAUCUUCAGUCAAUGCUCGGGAGAGGCCUCUGCAUCUCCCGGGCUUCAGCCACAGUCAUCAAUCUCAACUCAGCCCUCGUGCUGCUCCCUGUCUGCCGAGGGCUCAACUCACUGCUUUACCGCUUACUGAGCAGAGUCUCCAGAACUCUCCUUGCACUCUGGCUCGCUCGCCUCAAGUCAAUCCACAUCACACUAGCUCUGACCAUUGUGGUUGCAGCAGUGGUCCAUUCUGCAGCUCACUUUGUAAAUUCAGCGAACUUCUCUCAACAUUACGAUGCUCAUCACCCUGAGAUAAACUGGGCGAAGUACAAGGGACAAAGUCCUGUUGUCCUGAUCCUCAGUUCCUCUGUGGGUCUGACAGGUGUUGGGAUGUUACUCAUUCUCCUCUUACUGCUCAUUCUGUCUCUCAGCUGUGUUAGAGAGAGAUACUACGACAUUUUCUGGGCCACUCACUUCCUUUUCCUGCCUUUCAUGAUCUGCCUCAUCCUCCAUCCCCUCAGUGGGGUUUUGAAAGAACAAAGUAACUAUCCUCAUAACUUGCUAGAAUGUGAUGAAGCUUCCAGUAACAUGACCAUCAGUGAGACUUGCCAUGCAAACCCCACCUUUACCUCAAUGGAAUGCCAGGGCUGGUUGUGGGUGGUAGCAGCUCUAGGGAUAUCCCUGAGUGACUGUCUGCUGAGGUCAUGUCGUCGCAACUACUCAGUCUACCAGGUGACUCAAGCUGUAGACAUGUCAGGAGGUGUCACUCACCUCACUCUUAGAACCGACCACACUGUGCGUCUCAACCCUGGCCAGUAUGUUCUGCUUCAAUGUCCUAGGCUGUCCUCGCUGGAAUGGCACCCAUUUACUGUUACCUCAGUUUCCUGUUCGACUAGUCACACCUACAUCAGUCUGCUUAUCCGAAGGAGAGGAGAUUGGACUAAAGCAGUUUGUAGACUACUGAGCAAGGCUGGCCGAGAUAACAUUCUACCUCACUCUGUUGCCCUUCCAAGGAUUCUAGUUGAUGGUCCAUUCUGCAGCCCUCUGGAAAAUGUGGUCAAAGCCCGACUAGCAAUCUGCAUUGCUGCAGGGAUAGGGAUCACUCCAUUUAUUGCUGUUCUUCACCAUUUGUAUAAAAGUGACAGUGUGAGAUGGGGUCAAGAGAGACCACAUCAUCUGCACUUGCUCUGGGUAGUGAGGAGUCAAGAUCAGCUGACUUGGACAGCAGACUUGAUAACUCACCUCCAUCACAAGUGUUGGUCCAGUAACUACCCUGACAAGUUUGACUUUUCCUUGUACAUAACUAAAGGAAAUACACAUCAGGGUUCUCUUUCACUCUCAAAUUUGAUUCAAAAGAGAACAUAUUUUGGUCGUCCAAACUGGAGGAAUCUAUUUUCAGAGUGGGCUCUUCUAUACCACAAGAAGGAGGUGUCAGUUUUCACUUGUGGGCCUUCCUCACUGCAUAGACAAGUCAAGUCUGCAGCACUCAAGUUCAACAGCAAGGGAACUCGCUUUAAUUGUGUUCAAGAAUCAUUUUCCUAAAAUUUCCCACAUGAUUCAACCAAGCCAGUAUUAUUAUUCUGUAAAUAUAUCUUAGUGUUGUAAGAUUCAUAUCCUAGAUGCGUUUAUUAGAUAUCUGUGAUAAGUUGUGGGUUCAAAGUUCUGUUGAACUUGUGCCAUUUAUCCCUGUAAUAUUGUAACGUGUGUGUGUAGGUAGAUAAAUUUAAUAUGAAAUAAAAUUGUAAAACAAAAGAGCCAGGGAUAGUA
Messenger RNA from Macrosteles quadrilineatus (aster leafhopper), 1876 nucleotides. Its product is annotated as NADPH oxidase 4-like. Gene Ontology annotation, cellular component: NADPH oxidase complex; plasma membrane. Gene Ontology annotation, biological process: defense response; superoxide anion generation. The record is from RefSeq and is a predicted model, not a curated record. The transcript is spliced from 15 exons. Gene Ontology annotation, molecular function: superoxide-generating NAD(P)H oxidase activity. The coding region runs from base 23 to 1651 and encodes 542 amino acids. Lineage: Eukaryota; Metazoa; Arthropoda; Insecta; Hemiptera; Cicadellidae.